This is a messenger RNA of Penicillium longicatenatum, 1359 nucleotides long. RefSeq names its product putative hydroxymethylglutaryl-CoA synthase (gene erg13A). The record is from RefSeq and is a predicted model, not a curated record. The coding region runs from base 1 to 1359 and encodes 452 amino acids. NCBI's taxonomy places the organism in Eukaryota, Fungi, Ascomycota, Eurotiomycetes, Eurotiales, Aspergillaceae. Gene Ontology annotation, molecular function: hydroxymethylglutaryl-CoA synthase activity. Gene Ontology annotation, biological process: ergosterol biosynthetic process; acetyl-CoA metabolic process. The transcript is spliced from 4 exons.
AUGCCCUCCAAAGCCAAAAAUGUGGGCAUCAAGGCCAUGGAAAUUUACUUUCCCAGUCGCUACGUUCCACAAACCGAACUUGAGACCUAUCUAGGAGUCAACACUGGAAAAUUUACCAUUGGACUAGGUCAGCAGAAAAUGAGCUUCUGUGAUGACCGCGAAGAUAUCUACUCCAUGGCACUCACAGCAGUCUCCUCCUUGCUAGAAAAAUAUCACAUUGAUCCAAACACCAUCGGCCGCCUAGAAGUGGGAACCGAAACCCUCCUCGACAAGUCAAAGUCAUGCAAGUCAGUGAUCAUGCAAUUGUUUGGUGACAACACAGACAUUGAGGGUGUUGACACCUACAACGCUUGCUACGGUGGAACAAAUGCCCUAUUGAACGCAGUCAAUUGGGUCGAAUCAUCUGCUUGGGACGGUCGUGAUGCUAUCGUCGUAGCGGGCGACAUCGCUUUAUACGAUCAGCCUGCCGCCCGCCCGACUGGCGGCGCUGGGUGUGUAGCCAUGCUGAUUAGUGCCGAUGCACCUCUGGUACUGGAACCCUUCCGCGGAACGUACAUGAAACACGUUUACGACUUUUACAAGGGAGAUUUCGGAUCCGAGUACCCCAUUGUGGAUGGACCAUUCUCCAACGCGUGCUAUCUUGAGGCAUUGGAUAAAUGCUACGAAGGAUAUCGGACCAAGUCCAUGGCAAAGAGUGGCGAGCUUAUGAAUAGAACUGCAACUCACAAAGGGUUAUUUUUGGAUGCCUUUGACUAUUUCGCCUUCCACGCGCCUUAUUGCAAACUCGUCUCCAAGGCCUACGGUCGUUUGCUGUUCAAUGAUCUCCGGUCGGACCCUGACCACUUUGAUGAGAUUCCCGAAGCGGUUCGUGAUGUUGAGUACACCGCGUCCUUGAUGGAUAAAGGGAUCGAAAAGAUAUGUAUCGGGUUGACCAAAGAAAGAUUCUCCGAGCGUGUCCAGCCAUCCCUAACGGCACCCACUAAUUGCGGGAACAUGUACACUGCUAGUGUCUACUCUGGACUGCUGAGCUUGUUGAGCAAUGUUCCCAGUGAGGAAUUGCAGAAUAAGCGCAUUGGCGUUUUCAGCUAUGGAGGUGGCUUGGCUAGCACUUUGUUUAGCUUACGGGUUCAGGGAGAUACUUCCGGAAUCGCGGAGCGGAUUCGACUAAUUGAGCGUUUGGAGGCUCGUACUGCGGUCUCACCGGAGUUCUAUGAUGAGAUGUGCAAAAUUCGGGAGAAAACCUACCAACAGAAGAGCUAUAGCCCUGUUGGAAGUGUUGAUAGUCUGAUUCCUGGUACUUACUACCUUGUGCAUGUGGACGAGAUGUUCCGGCGGAGCUAUGAGAAGAAGAGCAUUUAA